Lachancea thermotolerans CBS 6340 is the source of this 1059-nucleotide messenger RNA. It is a transcript of the gene IPA1, whose product is annotated as putative polyadenylation protein. Lineage: Eukaryota; Fungi; Ascomycota; Saccharomycetes; Saccharomycetales; Saccharomycetaceae. Gene Ontology annotation, molecular function: ubiquitin conjugating enzyme binding; cyclin binding; ubiquitin protein ligase activity. Gene Ontology annotation, biological process: protein monoubiquitination; protein polyubiquitination; proteasome-mediated ubiquitin-dependent protein catabolic process. The transcript has a single exon. Gene Ontology annotation, cellular component: cytosol; ubiquitin ligase complex; nucleus. The coding region runs from base 1 to 1059 and encodes 352 amino acids. The record is from RefSeq and is a predicted model, not a curated record.
AUGAAGUUCCUCGCCGAGUACUUACCAAGAAUCAGAACUGUUGUUAUUACUAUUGAGAGUCCAAAAGAAGUUCAUGUAAAAGGCUUGGAACCAGAGAGUGUUGAGCUCGCAAAUGACCAAGGCGCUCGAUACGUUAUAGAGCUGCCCCACCGAGUAGUAAUCGAUAGUUCGCAGAAUAGUUUUCAGUCUUACAAAGACUAUAAGACCCUCCGGCUUAGGGCUGUUGAAGACAAAGGUGAUCGUGAUCUCUACAAAAAUCGUUCGUUGAAUUUUAUGAUGCAGGUCGUUCCUCAGAGAUGGAUGAAAAGAGACCUAUUAGGCGAAGAAUUCCAGCUACGAUGCAAAGAUUGCGAAAGCUGCGUGCUUGCCAAAAAGGAUUGUGUUCAAAUAAACGAAAUGCCUUCUGAGUUUUGGGCCGAGCUUAUGGAUUACUGGCAUUGUCACAAACCAGCAAGUAGUGACGGUAUGAGAGUAGAUCGAUAUGCCAAACUAUCUCCAUUACCUGGAGAGCUGCUGGUUGGUAACUCGUUUUUUCUUAUAAGCAGCAGCUGGCCAGGUAACCAGCUUUCGUUUGAAGGCGACAACACGGCGUGUUCGAAGUGCUCCUCAGUCUUAGGGUGUCUAUCGACUGAUAAUCUUUACAAAAUCAACAAAUGGAAUCUUGGCUUGGUGAGAAACGGUAGAAAAGAGGUAUACCCACCCGAGCAUUUUGUAAUAUCUGCGCUCUUGGACUUGUUGAAUGCCGAUGGAGCUCGAAAGAUUAAGCUAAAAUGCCAGGAUUCUUCACAGCAUUUGCUUCUCUGGAUAUUUGCCGUCGGACUUCAAGUUACGCUGCCAUUAGGAAACAGAGUUUCGAACUGUAUGAAAGUGUACUAUAAAGAGGAAAAGGUAGACGAGUCUGCAAUAAAUGCAUCAAAGGUUCAAAAUAUAGAGGAACUUGCCGUGCCUGCCAUUGCGUUCUCAAGUUUCAUUGAAAAGCUGAAAACAGCACAUCAGCAAUUACCUGCAGUAGUAAAAAAGAUGGACAAUUGGAGCUUAGGUUUUGUUGAAUACUCAUAG